Physcomitrium patens is the source of this 1631-nucleotide messenger RNA. Its product is annotated as protein neprosin. NCBI's taxonomy places the organism in Eukaryota, Viridiplantae, Streptophyta, Bryopsida, Funariales, Funariaceae. The record is from RefSeq and is a predicted model, not a curated record.
AAUUGGGUGCAAGAGAGAAUUCUUUUGCAUACACGUGAUUCAGCGUUCUAAAAGUAGUAAAAGCUGAUUGACAAUUUGAUCUGGCCAAUCACUCCCUGUGCAAUAGUGUCAAUGUGUCUGGAGAGACAUCCCCAUCUCAGCCCUGGUUGAAUUACCAUGUCAAUUUGUGGAUUUAAGUCUGUGCACCGGACGGUACAGCUGGACUUCAAUUGAUGGCGAUGUCUUCUGCCACUAAGGAGGGAAAUCUAGGCUAGCGUGAUGUUGGAGGGCAUUGUACGAGGCAUCUCAGUUAGAACAUCAACACAUUCUGGAACAAGGAAGGAGGAAGCGGGAUGUCAAGGCGCCACAAGCCUCAGGUAUUCACAGCAACACUGAUCGGGAUUCUGUUCUACGCGUGCAUCCACACUCAGCUGCGUCCAGCUUGCGCUUCUUCUGCCAAGUCCCGCUUCUUCCGCAGCCAGCGCAAACUCGCCGAGAUUCACAGACAUCUCGCCCAAGUGAACAAACCUGCCGUCAUAUCAAUCCAGAGCAACGAUGGCGACAUUAUCGACUGCGUGAAUAGCGUCCAUCAACCGGCAUUUGACCACCCUGCUCUCCGAAAUCAUUCCCUCCAGGCCUCGCCAGCGGCGUUUCCUAAGAAUUCUUUAGCUGAAGAAGUGCUUCGCAACAAGACAGGAGAGCCCCCUCCCCAGCUGUGGCACCAAACCGGUCAAUCAUGUCCACACGGAACUAUCCCAAUUCGGCGUACUUCAGCGAAAGAUGUCCUCCGUGCCGGCAGCUUGAAGGAGUACAUGAUGAAGAAGACUGGCCCGUCGUCACCGAUUUCUCCUCCGAGCCGCACCUUGCAAACCCAGGCUGACAACAGCCACGAGCACGCCAUCGGUUACAUGCGAGGUGACAUGCUCUAUGGCGCGCAAGCCACGCUGAAUGUCUGGAACCCCACUGUUCAAGAGCCUAGCGAAUUCAGCCUCUCGCAAAUCUGGGUUUUAGCGGGUACCUUCAACAACGAUCUUAACAGCAUCGAAGCUGGAUGGCAAGUUAGCCCGCUAAUUUACGGAGAUAGCAACCCACGACUAUUCAUCUACUGGACGGCGGAUGCAUACCAAGGGACGGGCUGCUAUAAUCUGCUGUGUUCGGGAUUCGUCCAGACAAGCAACGCCAUCGCAAUAGGGGCAGCAAUCACGCCGCUCUCAAGUGCCGGCGGGUCGCAAUACGACAUCAGCAUCCUCAUUUGGAAAGACCCCAGCAGAGGAAACUGGUGGAUGCAAUUCGGGGAGGAUCACUUAGUCGGCUACUGGCCCGCGUCUCUCUUCACGCAUCUUGCAACCAGCGCGUCGAUGCUAGAGUGGGGCGGGGAGGUGGUGAAUUCACGUCCUGGAGGCCGCCACACGGCCACGCGCAUGGGCAGCGGCCAGUUCCCGGAGAAAGGAUUCGGGCAAGCGAGCUACUUGCGCAACAUCAAAUUCGUGGAUGCAAAUAAUGUGCUGAAAACCCCCUUAGGCAUGCGCACCCUUGCCGAGCACCCAGCCUGCUACAACAUCCAAAAGGGCGCGAACGCGCAAUGGGGCGCUUUCUUCUUCUACGGCGGUCCCGGCCAGAAUGCCGACUGCCCUUGAAUCCCCGCAAGCCAC